Annulohypoxylon truncatum is the source of this 1461-nucleotide messenger RNA. RefSeq lists its product as uncharacterized. The record is from RefSeq and is a predicted model, not a curated record. The transcript has 2 exons. Lineage: Eukaryota; Fungi; Ascomycota; Sordariomycetes; Xylariales; Hypoxylaceae. Bases 334 to 1191 code for a protein of 285 amino acids.
AGGGGUCCAGCUAGGGUUUCAAUCGCAGUGCUAGGAUUAUACCUCCGCCGACGUAAGGGUUGAGACGGUCCCUGUGUCAAGGAGCUCCCUCAGCCUUGUGUGCUAUGGCGCCAGGGACAUUUCCUUCUGUUUUAUGUUUCCUUUUCUCCCCUCUAUUAUCUAGACGAUCCUCGUUUAUGAUCGUCUGUCCGUUUCUUUCCCAUUGUUCAUUAGAUUAGUACGGUGUUGCUGGUGUGGCCUAAUUUCAGCGAUUUUUAUUUUUUUUUAUUUUUCGUUCAUUGACGCUGCUAUUUGGCUGUUCAUAUUAUUUCUCAAAAAGAGCGAUAGUUCAAGAUGUUUUCAAGCUUAACUACGAAACUGGCGAUGAAGAAGGUCGGGUUGUCUAGCGAUGCUCUCGAUUUCUCUUCAUCAAAACCUAGCAAACCCAGCGAUGGUUCCUUGCCUGGUCUCGACGAUCUGGAAGAGCCAAGUUCUGGGUGGCCAGCGUGGAUGAGUACUAAGAAACUCCCGCUCACAGCACAGGCCUGGUUAUCGCCCGUGCCUCCACCAGUUCCCAUCGCCGAAUGCCCUAAGCCCGGAGACCUGGCCCCUCUAGACCGAGAUCGCCAGCUCACCUUUGGCGGCGGAAAGCCCGUUAUAGUGCUCUUCCUGCGUUGCGUCGGAUGUGCUUUCGCACAAAAAUCCUUCUUGGCCUUCCGAGACCUUGCAAUCAAGAACCAAGGCAGACUCACCUGCAUCGCGGUGUCACAUUCCUCGCGCGAAGCGACGUGGAAAUGGGUUGACAUGCUGGGCGGCGCGUGGAACGUGGAAGUCGUCAUCGACGAAGACCGCGCCAUCUACGCCGCAUGGGGGCUCGGCCUGUCGAACUUCUGGUACAUGUUCAACCCCACGACGCAGGUACAGGGCUGGAAGGAGAAGGGUUGGCUCGGUAUAAAAGUGGCGAACUCCCUCCAGCGGACGGGGACUCUGAAGCAGGACGGGACAACCAAGGAUGCUACUAGUGCCGCUGCCGCGGGCGUGGGAGGCGCGCCAGGGGCAAGCGAGGGGCCGUCAACGGCGCUAGGGAAUAAGUGGCAGCAGGCUGGCCUGUUUGCUGUAGAUGGGAGAGGAACCGUAAUAUGGGCCGCGAAGGCUCUGCGCGCGGACGAUUUGAUGGAUUUAAAUGCCGCUGCCGCGUCGCUUGGUUUUUAAUCACAAGCCUGGGUUAGACGCGACGUAAUGAGUGUAUAUGUCACGAUAUAUGUUGGUUAUGGACGAGAUGGAAGGUGGAAGGCAUGUUGAAGAAAGGGAGGCUUUCGGAUUCUAGUCUACAUGGAAUGGAUACCCCUGGCCAAACUUGGCCAAUGACACGAAGAGACUUCUUUCUCAUGAGCGAUUGUUUUAUGGUGUGUGUCCUUGACAAGAACUGAUAGUAUCUCAAGUUAGCCGUCUGAAUUGAUCGUCAUUUUCACAUAAACGAAA